AUGGCGAUGUCUCUGCACCGUCUCUUCUCCUACGUCUUGGGGGCGCUCGUCGUCUCUGCAGCCGCACAUGCGUCAGCUCCCUCCGCGACGUCGACCGCUGCGACCAGCACCCUCACAGGCAUCGCCGCGACUGCUCCUACCGUCGGUCCCUCCCAUCAAGUAGGCAGGUUGCCAGCUCUCGGCUGGAACUCCUGGAACGGGCACGCAUGCAAUAUCAACGAAACCAUUUUCCUUGACGCUGCCAACCAGUUCAUCUUCCUUGGCCUGGCUGAUGCAGGCUACGAGUACAUAAACAUCGACGACUGCUGGCAGAGUGAGACCAGAGACGCGUCCACGGGCCGGAUCGUGCCCGAACCGAGCAAGUUCCCGAGUGGCAUCAACGGCAUCGCUGACCAGGUGCACGCCCUCGGCCUGAAGCUCGGGAUAUAUAGCGAUGCUGGCGCGAAGACCUGCGAUGGGCUCCCCGCCUCUCUCGGAAACGAAACGUUGGACGCGGAGACGUUCAUCGAGUGGGGCGUCGACUACAAUUGUAACAUUCCUAGCAACUGGACGGAUGCCGCCACCCCGCCUGAUGACGACUGGUACAACUCGAACUCUGCUAUUCGCUACCGCCAAAUGACGGCGGCGCUGAACCAGACCGGGAAGCCCAUCCACUUCAGCCUCUGCAUCUGGGGCACCGCUAACGUGUGGGAGUGGGGCGCUCGCGUGGGCCACUCGUGGCGCAUGACCAACGACAUCAGCGCCAUCUUGGCGGCAAACGCACAGCAUCUCGAUUCAGUCGACUUCUUUUCCCACAACGAUAUGGAUAUGAUAGAGAUCGGCAACGGCGACUUGACCUUACAGGAGCAGCGAACCCACUUCGCCGCAUGGGCGUUCAUGAAGAGCCCCAUCCUCCUCGGGACCGAUCUCAACAAUCUCAACUCGACUCAGCUGGACAUAAUCAAGAACGCUGAACUGCUCGCGUUCCACCAGGACCCCAUUGUUGGAACCCCGGCCACACCAUUCAACGCGACAGCAUCUGCUCCCAGCACUUCGCCUCCCGAGUUCUACGCUGGGAGGUCCUCGAAGGGAAUGCACGUCUUUAUCAUCAACACUAACACAACGGCCACGAAGACGUUUGACUUCGCAAACGUUCCGGGCCUCGGCUUUGGUCGGUUCAGGGUCCAAGACAUGUGGACGGGCAAAGACCUAGGAACCUUCGCAAACGAAUUCUCGAUCACCGUGGACACUCAUGAUACUGCUGCACUCUUGAUCCACCGUGCAUAG
Molecule: messenger RNA, 1266 nt
Organism: Dichomitus squalens LYAD-421 SS1
Lineage: Eukaryota; Fungi; Basidiomycota; Agaricomycetes; Polyporales; Polyporaceae
Product: glycoside hydrolase
Exons: 13
Coding region: 1-1266 (421 amino acids)
Biological process (GO): carbohydrate metabolic process
Molecular function (GO): hydrolase activity, hydrolyzing O-glycosyl compounds
Source: RefSeq, a predicted model, not a curated record